AUGUCGGUCGCAGAGCAGAACCGCAACAAAUCCUCGCUAGCCGACACCUACCAACGAGAGACUUCUCGACUGCAGGACGAGCUAAAGAUGUCGAAGAACCAGUUGGAGAUCCUCUCAGCUGAGCUCAAGCUGGCGAAGCGCAAGUAUGAGAAGAGCUCGGUGAAGGAUACCACGCAGAACCAACAGAUGAACGAAGUCGAGAGAUCAAACACGGAGCUGCUGAAGGCUGCCGGACACAUCCUGGGAGGCAAAGAACAUGAGAUCUAUGGCCAGCUCAUGGUCGAUCUCGGCUACAAGAAGAUUUACUGCGCUAACCCUGUGACCCUGUUGGCACAAGCCAAGAUAUGGAAGAAGCAACGAGCCUUUCGGCAGCAUCGGGCUGAGAGCAUUGCAAACAGCAAGAUGAAGAGCAGCGUGAAAGGCUGGCCGGGAACGAUAUCGAUCGCGGAGAUCAAGGAUCCUGAGAACUCGGAGAAGGAAUGCUUCAUAGUCGAUGGGCAGCACAGGCUGGCGGCAUGCAUGCUCCUGUCCUCCAAGGAGAAUGCGCCGGAGGGAGCGGACAAGGUCAUCGUAGAGGUCUACCCGGACAUGCAGGACCAGAACACCACAGAUCUCUUCGUCGAGAUCAACAAGGCAGAGCCUAUCCUUCACGUCGACAUUCCAAUAGCCGACGUCGGCGCAUCUGCCACGCAUCAAGCCAUCCUGUCCGGUGCAGCCGAGAGGCUGCAGAAGAUGAACCCCGAGAUGUUCAAGGAGAGUCAGAACUGUCGCAUCCCUCACAUGAACAUCGACAGGCUGCGCGAUGAGCUGCAUCAGGCUGGUGUGAUCGAUGAGAAUGGCCUCAAGUCCGACGAAGAUCUGCUGAAGUGGCUAGAGGAGAGAAACAAGGAGUUGGCGCAAAAGGAUGAUCACUACUGGAAGGAGUUUGAAGGGAACGCGACCAAGAUGAAGGCAUUAGAGAAGGCGAGGAAACACAAUUUCUUCCUGGGGUUGAACUGGCAAUGGCUUCACAAACAUUGA
Guillardia theta CCMP2712 is the source of this 1020-nucleotide messenger RNA. RefSeq lists its product as hypothetical. Lineage: Eukaryota; Cryptophyceae; Pyrenomonadales; Geminigeraceae. Bases 1 to 1020 code for a protein of 339 amino acids. The record is from RefSeq and is a predicted model, not a curated record. The transcript is spliced from 9 exons.